This is a messenger RNA of Lycium ferocissimum, 1133 nucleotides long. RefSeq names its product transcription factor MYB87-like. The transcript is spliced from 3 exons. Lineage: Eukaryota; Viridiplantae; Streptophyta; Magnoliopsida; Solanales; Solanaceae. The record is from RefSeq and is a predicted model, not a curated record. Bases 402 to 1112 code for a protein of 236 amino acids.
UAGAGAAGUGGCUUCCGGUCCUUAGAAAAACUAUGACUAGUCAGGAACUGCAUAAGAGAAGAGACGGCGUAAGUAACAAAGCGCAUAAAUAGGUGGCGGAGAUCCGCAAAGGUAACCGGAUGUCUGGGGCUUAGGACAAGGAGCAUCUGGAGUCUCUUAAAAAAGCACAAAGAUUAAUUAAUAUCAUGUUUACACCGAUCCCAUUAUAUUGUCAAAUGGUCAAUGAAUUAAAACUCUUCUAAGUGUGUUUGUUAUGAUUAUUUAUUCUAUUACCUUAAUUGAUUUACCUAGAUUGUCAGCAUCCCGACCCCAACUUAUUACUUAAUUACCCUCCCUCUUUUUCUAUAUAUACACGUGUGUGCUACAGUCCUUUGCACACUCAAAAGUGACUUAAAACAAGCAUGGGAAGGACACCUUGCUGUGAUAAGAGCAAAGUGAAAAGGGGACAGUGGUCUCCAGAGGAAGAUGAAAUUCUCAAGAAUUACAUCCUUAAGCAUGGCAAUGCUGACAAUUGGAUUACCCUUCCUCACAGAGCUGGGCUAAAGCGUUGCGGUAAGAGUUGCAGGUUAAGAUGGCUGAAUUAUUUGAGACCAGAUAUCAAACUUGGAAAUUUUACACAAGAGGAAGACAGCCUUAUCUGCUCUCUCUACACUCAACUUGGAAGCAGAUGGUCUGUUAUAGCAUCUAAGCUUCCAGGAAGAACAGACAAUGAUAUCAAGAAUCACUGGAAUACCAAGUUGAAAAAGAAGAUGCUUUCAACAACAAAAGCCAACUUUGAUGAUGACAAUAGCAAGGAAGUUUUCAAUUCCUCAAAACAAGCAGCCUAUUCUCCAAUGAGAUUUUCAUUUCCAAGUUGGGAGUCUGCUGAUAAUGAUAAUACAAAAAACAUGGUUCAAAAUGACCAAAAAUAUCCAAGAUUCACUCAGGACCACUCCAAGAUUUCGCCUUCCGAACAAGGAUCAAUGAUUUAUGGAACAUCUUCUUCACUUGAUGAUCUUGCAUGGUUUGAAAGGUACUUUCCAAUGGAUUCAUCCAACACUGAUGAUACUAUGGGUGGCAAUGGCAUAUGGACUCAACAAGAAGAAAUUGAUUUUCCACCCACUUUCGGCUGAUUCGCUUAAUUACUUCUUGGA